This is a messenger RNA of Momordica charantia (bitter melon), 1551 nucleotides long. RefSeq lists its product as uncharacterized. The record is from RefSeq and is a predicted model, not a curated record. NCBI's taxonomy places the organism in Eukaryota, Viridiplantae, Streptophyta, Magnoliopsida, Cucurbitales, Cucurbitaceae.
AUUUGGGCAGUUUUCUUCUUUUUUCUUUCUUCUUCUGUCUCUUGUAGUAAUAAUCUCUCCUCUGGAAUUUCAUGGAAACAUGAAGUUCUCCAGUUGUUUGCCCUUUCUUGCAGAGGCUAAAAGUAGGAAUUCAUGUCUUUGUACCCUUUUUCCAACUGCUUCUUUGCUUUGUCUUGUACUGUUCUUGGGGAGUGCAUAUGUAGCACCAGACUAUAGGGAGAAAAUUUCUAGAUGGGGAAUAGAUGGUUUAGUUGGUUCAAAGUUCAAUAAAUGUGAGAAUCAAUGCAGGCCGUAUGGAAGCGAGCCGCUUCCUAAAGACAUUGUUGCCAAUGCAUCUAACUUGGAAAUGCGACCAUUAUGGGGUGCAUCAAGGAAAUAUUAUCGGAAUCCUGUUAACUCAUCAAGUAAUUUAUUUACUGUGGCCGUUGGGAUCAAACAAAAAGAUCUUGUGAAUAAAAUGGUAACAAAGUUUCUUUCUAGCGACUUUGCUGUGAUGCUCUUCCAUUACGAUAGUAUCAUGGACGAGUGGAAGGAGUUUAAUUGGAGUAACCGCGUAAUACACGUAACAGCAGUCAAUCAAACUAAAUGGUGGUUUGCCAAGCGCUUCUUACAUCCUGAUAUUGUGGCAGAAUAUAACUAUGUCUUUCUUUGGGAUGAGGACCUUGGAGUUGACAAUUUCGAUCCGAAACAGUAUGUAAAUAUUAUUAAAAGUGAAGGGUUAGAGAUAUCACAACCAGCACUUGAUCCAUAUAAAUCAGAGGUGCACCAUCAAAUUACUGCUCGUGGGAGGCGAUCGACAGUGCACAGGAGAACGUUUAGGCCUAAUAAUGGUGGAAAAGGUUGUGAUGUCAACAGUAAAUCUCCUCCAUGCACCGGAUGGAUAGAAAUGAUGGCCCCGGUUUUUUCCCGAGCGGCAUGGCGUUGUGCUUGGUAUAUGAUCCAGAAUGAUUUGAUCCAUGCUUGGGGCUUGGAUAUGCAACUUGGAUAUUGUGCACAGGGCGAUCGAACAAAGAACGUCGGUGUUGUUGACGCCGAGUAUGUAGUCCAUUAUGGACGACCUACACUUGGUGGUCCAGAAGAAAAUGAGACAUCUUCCAACUCUCCCGUAAAGGAUCAUAGAGCUGACGUGAGAAGACAGUCCUAUAUCGAACUAGGUAUAUUUAGAACAAGAUGGAGGAAUGCUGUUAAGCAAGACGAGUGCUGGAAAGAUCCAUACCCCGGGACGGUAGGCCUUUACAUUUGAUAAGGCGAUUGUUUGACAAAUUUGUAACAAUGUACGUUGUCAUAUUGAUGUCGAGAACACAGUAUAACAUACACGCUGUCGGGAUUCAAAAAACGGCAAGGAGAGGAAGGAUGAUAGUAAAUCAGCGACUCAUGCAGCGGAAUAUCUUUAUGUGAAACCUCGGGUACAGAUUCUAAUCUCGUCGUGCUCUGUAUUUAAAAUGUUAUAAAGUUUCAACUUGUAGUGUUGAAAUAUGUUAAGAGUUGUACUUGGAAAGAAACUGAAAGACAAUAAUAGAAUACAACCUUCGUUUAUGAGUUUAGAGUAAA